Molecule: messenger RNA, 907 nt
Organism: Bombus pyrosoma
Lineage: Eukaryota; Metazoa; Arthropoda; Insecta; Hymenoptera; Apidae
Gene: Ak6
Product: adenylate kinase isoenzyme 6
Exons: 3
Coding region: 361-897 (178 amino acids)
Cellular component (GO): nucleus; cytoplasm
Molecular function (GO): ATP hydrolysis activity; AMP kinase activity; ATP binding
Source: RefSeq, a predicted model, not a curated record
UAUAUGUUUUGAAAGAAAUUUAAUUUAUAUAAAAAGUGAUUUGUCUUCAUUAAUUCGUGUAUAGAUUUGGGAUGGUUAAUUUCAGUUCUUAAAGAUUUUUCAUACAGAAACUAGAAACCUAAACGAAAUUUAUUAAAGUUUUAAGAGUUUUAAGCUUUUAUUAUUAAUAGUGAAUGUAAAAAGUGACAAAAAUGUUAGUCAAAUGAAAAAAAUUUUAAAACAUUCUUAAAUCUAUCAAAAUUCAAUUCGUAGCUUACUUCUCAACUCAGCCUACCAGGAUAAGUAAUCUGUUACUCAUAAGUUGUUACUCACGCGUUACUCAUAAUAAAAUUUCGUAUUUAUACACGUAUUGCUAUCAAGAUGGCCGAUAUAAAUAGAAGUCUUCCAAACAUUUUAAUAACAGGUACACCUGGGGUAGGAAAAAGUUUACUGUCUCGUAUUUUAUGUCGGAAAACUGGAUUAACUUGCAUUGAGGUUAGCGAUUUUGCUAUUGAAAAAGGCUGCCUGGAAGAAUAUGAUGAAGUAUAUGAGUGUCCUGUUUUAGACGAGGAAAAGUUAUUGGAUGAAAUGGAAGACCUUAUGUGUAAAGGUGGAAUGGUAGUUGAUUAUCAUGGGUGCGACUUUUUCCCUCAAGACUGGUUUGACAUUGUUUUUGUGUUAAGAACAGACAAUACUAUUUUGUAUGAUCGCUUAAAGGAAAGGGGUUAUACAGGAAAGAAGUUGGAAGAUAAUAUACAGUGUGAAAUAUUUCAAAUUAUUCUUGAACAGGCGACGACAACGUUUGAGAAAGAAAUAGUUCACGAACUGACAAGUGAUGAUAUAAAUCAACUAACAGACAAUGUAAAUAGAAUAUGUCAAUGGAUCGAACAGUGGAAAUUGGAUAAUAAAGAAGAAUAAUUUAACUCUA